Molecule: messenger RNA, 1899 nt
Organism: Anopheles nili
Lineage: Eukaryota; Metazoa; Arthropoda; Insecta; Diptera; Culicidae
Product: neurogenic locus notch homolog protein 1-like
Exons: 7
Coding region: 1-1524 (507 amino acids)
Source: RefSeq, a predicted model, not a curated record
AUGACGAGUGCCUCAUUAUCGUUCCAGCUUCCGGUGCAACUGCGGCGGCCGUCCGCAGGUCCUGCAACGUUCCGGCUCCUGCUGGCGCUGCUGGUGUUUGCAAACGUUUGGUUCGCAGCCGUAGGUACGCAACGACACGUCUAUCGGGCCGGUGACGAAAUCGUGACCAUAACGCGCACAAAAGUCGAUCCGUCGGUGGCGUCGCCUGCUGCCUACUCGUACUAUACGUACACUGCCCCGAACCCACAACCCGAGGUCGUGUACUACACAAAUGCGCAGGGAGUUACGACCAGGCAGUACCAGACCACCUCCGGAACGGUGGUUGCCGGAAAUCGCCGCAUAGCCUACGAUGACGCAACUGCGACGGAAGGGCAAGGAUGCUUGCGUAGUCCAUGCGGUGUAGGUGCCACGUGUCAGGAGACGUCCGGUGGUCGUCCGGUUUGUUCCUGCCCCGCAGGUUCCAGUGGCAACCCGCUCGUCCAGUGCCGUCGGGCUGAGUGUCUCGAUCACACGGAAUGUCGGGGUGAUCAGGCCUGCCGCAACGGGAACUGCGUCAAUCCGUGCGCGGGUGUUUGCGGAAUCAAUGCCAACUGUGAGGUACGCAACCACGUGCCCGUAUGUAGCUGCCCCCGAGGACGAGUCGGAGAUCCUUUCAAUAGCUGUCGCCUGCAGGAUCCUGAGGAGCUGUGCCGCCCUAGUCCUUGCGGUUCUAAUACCAAAUGUGAAGUGACCAAUGGCGUCCCAACGUGUUCCUGCCUACCCGGUUACAUCGGAUCGCCACUAUCGGGUUGCCGGCAUGAGUGUGAAUCUGACGUCGAGUGCAGCGCCCAUCAGUACUGCAGCCAGUUUAAGUGCACAAACGGAUGCAAUCAGUGCGGUAAAGGUGCAACCUGUGCUCGUGUGACAAACCACCGAGCCGUUUGCGAGUGUCCCAAGGGUUACAUUGGCAGCCCAUUCACCGAGUGUCGACCAGAGUGCUUCGGUGAUCGCGAUUGUCCAGCUGGACGACCUGCGUGCAUUUACGGUAUCUGUAAAAACCCGUGUGAGGGUGCAUGUGGAGUUGAUGCUGAUUGCAACCUGCGUGGAUUGACGCCUGUGUGCAGCUGCCCACGGGACAUGACUGGUGAUCCCUUCAUCAGUUGCCGCCCGUUCACGAAGGAGGACCUUUGCAGUCCGAACCCGUGCGGAUCGAAUGCCGUCUGUACGCCAGGAUACGAUCGAAGCAACCAGGAACGGCCAGUAUGCACGUGUCCUCCUGGUUAUACUGGCAACGCGCUGACUAGCUGUGUUCGGGGUGAAUGCCAGAGCGAUGCGGAGUGUUCGGAUCAUAAGGCCUGUAUAUCCUAUCAGUGUGUCGAUCCUUGCAUCGGACAAUGCGGAGUUGGUGCCCAGUGCCAAGCAAAGCGUCAUCUAGCAGUAUGUACCUGCCCAGCCGGAACACAGGGUGAUGCACUGGUGUCGUGUCGCACUGCACGCAAUUACCCGGUGGCCCGAUACAACAAGAAGCGAAGUGCCGUCCCUUAAAUGCCUCAUCUAUUAACCACCUCGUCAUAUGCAUCUUGAAUCGAGAAACCAACCGACUGGUGUAUCUCGUGCAUUUGUGCCACUCCGGCUAGUCGUUAGGCAGCGGUAUGCGGCACGGAAGCCUCAUCCUUAACUUAUUGAAACACACCUUAAGUCUUCUUUUCGCUGUAUAGUCUAACAAAUCGAAAAUAGUACUAUCGAGCCGACUUUAGGCGAGCCGAGCGUAGCAGCAACGGGUGUAAUGAUGCAAUUAAAUCGAAACUAAUUGAAGCAAUUGUUCGCACCUGCAUUUUUACCCUUGCUUUAAUAUUGCCCCCCAGUUGGUUGCCAUUCUAAAAUACAAUCUAUACCAGUUCGACAUAAAAGCUAAUAAAU